CUGAUUUCUGUUGCCGGCCCUGCCUGCCUCUGACAUGCCUGCUUCGUCUUAUCCCUGGUGGGGGGCCGCCACCUACUGAAUGAACCCCGUCAGUGUUGGGGAGUACCACGGGCUGCGGGUGGGCUCAUCCCUGCUCAGCAUUGUGGCGGGCUGCAUCAUCAUAGGGGUGUCCAGGGAGUGUGACGCUGAUGCUGUAGGAGGGAUCUUCCUGGGAGCGGGGGGCCUUGGCCUGCUCAUAUCGAUCUACCCCUUCAUAAAAGCCUGGCUGAACAUCAACCAUAUUCUUCCAUCUUUCGGAAACUUCAGAGUGCACCCCACACCUGCCAAUCCAGCUCCUGAACAACCUGCAGAUACACUGAGAAGAGAAGGGACUCAGAGUCAGCUAAAUCUGGAGCGCUCUAAGAGUCGAAUGGGAACCUUUGUGGAAGGCGGACCGAUGGCCGACACCAAUCCAGACGAGGGGACAUCAGACAUGCCAGACGUCUUAUCUAGACGGAAACUCAAGCAACCACCAGAUCAAGACCUGCCAUGAUGUCAUCACGUCGUUAUCAAUCACUUACAUAAUUUAACUUCCCCGCUAAAUCUUUUUCAAUCAUUUUCUUUCAAAUGUAGGAGUAAAUAUGUUAAUUUUAUGUGUAAUUGUUGUAUUAGUUCCACUUUUCCUGUUUACUGAGAUCGCCCCAUGAUAUAGCCCUUAUGUGGUCUAAUAAACGUCUCCAAAGACUGUGA
Plectropomus leopardus (leopard coralgrouper) is the source of this 729-nucleotide messenger RNA. It is a transcript of the gene kncn, whose product is annotated as kinocilin. NCBI's taxonomy places the organism in Eukaryota, Metazoa, Chordata, Actinopteri, Perciformes, Serranidae. The record is from RefSeq and is a predicted model, not a curated record.